AUGUUAGUACCGACCCCAGAAUCCUCAACAACAUCUUCAGCAACCACUACUCAAGCCUUAGAAGUAACUACAAAGUCUGGGAUGAAUGACAAAAUACCUUCGAAUCACUCCGACCUUAUCAUAGCCAUGAUUUUAGCCAGAUCCGAUGAGUUAUUCGCUGAUAAUCGAAAGAGAAAACCUAUCUAUAAUGCUAGAAGGAAGGCGAAGUGGAAGGAAUUGGUCGAAAAUCUGAAUCGACAGCUUGGAAUGGAUUACUCGGUCGAGAGGGUCAAGAACAACUAUCACUACAGGGUGACGUCGCUCAAGAGGAACAUGAGCAGACAUAUGGUGUGAGUUUAAAAUUGGCUUUGAAAUUUUAUUUUGUUGCAAACUUGUACUCUGUUUGUUAAAAUACGGAUCAAAAAAUGCAAUUAUUUGAUCCGAGAAUGCCUGAAAACAUGUAUAUUAUAGUAGUUGAAGACGUAUAUUAGCUAAAGGGUCCUUUGAAUUUCUAAAUUUAACUCUUCAGAUCAUUGAAAGAAGACGACGUUGCGGAUCAAAAUUCAGCGUCACAACAACUGUCAGACAUUGAUCGAAUGUUAUAUGAAGCGAUCAAAGCUGCCAAUCAAGACGAGUUUCUACCGGUCAAACGACAAAAAUGUAACUUAUUUUACGUUGACUUACAAAAAUAUCUUUAAAAUUUCAUUUAUAUAUAUACUACAAUAUUUUUAAAAUUGAUAUUUUUUUAUUUUUAAAACUUUUAGCGUCAGAACAACCAGAACACGUAGUUGAAAAGCCCGUUAUAACUACUGAUGUUAACUUUGUGGAGAGCUUGUUUGAUGAGAGUAAAGAGGAACGAACUGCAACACCAGAUACUAAUGAGGAUCCAGGAUUCAAGAAGAUUAUGGUUACAAUGAUGAAGAAUCAAGCUGAUUCUUUUAAAGUAAGGUUGUAUACUGUAAUUAGUGCUGGAGGACCUUUUAAUUUGAGAAUACAGACUUUGUUACAGUAGAAUAUAGCAAAUUAAAAAAAAUUUUUGGAGAAUGAGCGACUUAUAUGUAUGUUAAACUUUUCUUAAAUUGUAUUUUUAGGCAUUGCGCGACUUCAUGAACGAGCAAACCCUGCAACAAGCGAAAGUGAUCGAAAUGAUGGCGGCUACUGUAGAGUUGGUUCGUGAAAGCACGUCGCAUCUGGAGCGGGCUGCCAGUCUAUGCCCUGGCUGUACUGGCAGUCUGUUGGAGAAAGUGUUUCAGCCUUACAGUAAGAACGACUCGGAAUAA
Bursaphelenchus okinawaensis is the source of this 1259-nucleotide messenger RNA. The record is from the annotation of a GenBank genome assembly. NCBI's taxonomy places the organism in Eukaryota, Metazoa, Nematoda, Chromadorea, Rhabditida, Aphelenchoididae.